Molecule: messenger RNA, 863 nt
Organism: Eriocheir sinensis (Chinese mitten crab)
Lineage: Eukaryota; Metazoa; Arthropoda; Malacostraca; Decapoda; Varunidae
Exons: 4
Coding region: 42-863 (273 amino acids)
Source: RefSeq, a predicted model, not a curated record
UUUCCCCUGUAGGUGCUCAGUUAACUGUAUGGUUUAACGGGAUGAGGACCAGAUAUGGAAGGCUAUCAGAAGCAUCAAAGAAGAGUGGCAGGGGGGCUGCUUCUUCCCUGUCCGUAAGGGACCAAUGGAUCCUGAGGACUUUCAGCUUCUUGCAUUCUCAUAUAGUGAGAUGUCCCAGCAGACAAACAGCGAAGUUCUCACAGAGGUCCCCCUCCCCGAGUCAUGUCAGCUACAACGUGGACGGUGAGGUGAUGAGUGAGGGAGGUGGAGAGGCAGAAGAUACAGACGACCCUGCAUCCCACAAUGCAGACAUCGGCGCAGGUCCGUCAGGUGAAGCCUCCACCUCCAUGGCAUCUUCCCACACCAGUAAGGGAAAAAGGCGCAAGGUUGUGGGGGAGGAGACACACGAGCUGCUGGCAAAGCUGCUGAGCCGGGCUGACGAAGUGACCGACCUCAAGCAACGGGUCCGUGACCUGACUCAGUCUACUGAUCCCUUCCACAAGAAAAUUGACGCGUGGGUCUCUUAUUUUGCGGCUGAGCUCCACGACUUUAAGCCUCAGGUGUGGAACCGUUUUGUGUCUGCAGCCACACAGCUGUUGCACAAAUACAAACAAGAGAACGACGCACUUGACCUCGGACCACCCGCUGCCACUACUGAGGUACAGCCUUCAUCUCACCCACCUAAGGUCGCAACCGCUACUACUACUGCUGUGUCACUACCACCCUGUUUCUUCAACACAAGCGGGGCAAACCUGAACACCAGCGGAAUCGCUACACCACCACAUGACGCAAACUUCAUGAACCCCACACCACCAAUACGUACUUCAACACCAAGACCAACCAGUCAGAAUCAAGAAUAUUGA